CCUAGCUGUAACAAGAGAUUGGAAAAGCUUGUCCCCCUCCACCCACACCCACACCUACACCCACACACACAUCUCACUCUGCCCCUGCUGGUGAUCGCCCGGCUGGCUUCUGCUUUUGUGUUUGAGACCGCGACGAACACGCCUGGCAAAGUUGCCGCCCCUGCGAGAUGCAUCGCAUCCGCAGAUGGGCGCGCGAGAAAGCCCGCCGCCAACCCGCCAGACGGGCAAGCUUGAGUAGGAAUGCCAGGAACGCCAACACCCCCAGCGCCAAUACAACGGUCACGCCACGGGGCGGGGCCGGUGCGACCCAAGAUGCGACCCAAGAUUCCAGCGGCCGCGCGGGCUCAGCCCUCGACCCUUCUGCCGCUGCCCACGAAGACGGCAAGCUCACAACUGAUGACGACGAUGGGUACGCCCAGAAGAGCGCCUUCCAGCGCUUCCUCAUCACUAUGUGGGACGUCCUGAUCUACAGCUACCUGAACUUGCUGCUGGUGUUUGUGCCCGUCGGCAUCGCCGCGCACUUUGCCCACCUCUCGGGCGGCAUCGUCUUCUCCAUGAACGCCAUCGCCAUCAUACCCCUGGCCGGGCUGCUGUCGCACGCCACCGAGAGCGUGGCCGCCCGCCUGGGCGACACCAUCGGCGCGCUCAUGAACGUGACGUUUGGCAACGCCGUCGAGCUCAUCAUCUUCAUCAUCGCCCUGGUCAAGAACGAGAUCCGCAUCGUGCAGGCCUCGCUGCUAGGCUCCAUCCUCGCCAACCUGCUGCUUAUCCUGGGCAUGUGCUUCCUGCUCGGCGGCCUCCGCUUCCGCGAGCAGAUCUACAACAGCACCGUGACGCAGAUGAGCGCUUGCCUCCUUAGUUUGAGCGUUACUAGCCUCCUACUGCCAACAGCCUUCCACGCGUCAUUCAGCAACAUGGAGACGGCCGACGUCAAGGUCUUGCAAGUCAGCCGCGGUGUCAGCGUCAUCCUGCUUCUGGUGUACGGCCUUUACCUGAUCUUUCAGCUCAACUCGCAUUCGUACAUGUACGAGUCGACGCCCCAGCACAUCAUCGACCAGGAAAUGGUACCGGGCCCGGCCGCGAACUACUUCAACGGCUCGUCGUCGUCGAGCUCCGACUCUUCUAGCUCCUCAAGCUCCGAUUCGGACUCGUCCAAUUAUUCGCGCAGCACUGCCAAGAAGAUCAAGCGAGCCGUCAAGCGAGCCGCCAACCGGAGACAUAGCAUGUCAUCGUCUGACUCUCGUCCUGACAGGGGCGCCACUGAUCGCUCCGUGGCGACCGAGAAGAGCACGCCUCUCAAUGCAACGUCCCCGGCCACCGACAUCCCAGCCUUUAUGCCUGAUGGCACCGACGCGACCCCAGCCGACGACGAGGCUGAGGGAGGUUCCAACUUGGAGAAGACGCGCAAGAAGAAGAAGGGCCGUAAACACCGCAAGCACCGUCACCGCCACCACAAGCGCCGGCCUGCCACAGAGUCUACAUGCGCGGAGCAGCAGCCUGGCAGCCAGACUGAGCAGCCGCUGUUUGCGCCGAUUAUCACCACCACUGCACCCGAGGACGGCGAGCCGCGCAGGGUCGACUUUGCUCUCGCGCCUGACGUCGAGGCCCAGGCUGCCCCCCAAUCCCGCCCCUUCUUGCUCCGUGCCCUGCGCCCAACCAUGCCCAAGACCAUAUCGCAGACCGUCUUCUCGCCGCCGCCGCCGCUCAGCCCGGCGCAGCCACUCAGGUCUCCUCUGUCCCUGCACAGCCCGGCACACCAGCAAUCGCACCACCACCAUCACCACCACAGGGAGCGAGGUCCCCGACGUGCCAACUCACUACCCUCGUUCCACCCGGAAGUCCAACCCCAGCACCUGCUGCCGGGUGCCAUCCCUCCCAUCGUCCCCAUUGUCGUUAACAGCACGCCUAGAAGGGCUUCUGUCGUCACGAGCGGCCCCGACGCCAACAAUGCUAGCCCUGGAGGCGAGAUUGGCGAUGACGAGAGCGGCCCCCACCGCCAGAUGUCGCGCACCACGGCCGUCAUUCUGCUUCUCGUGUCCACGGGCUUGGUCGCCAUCUGUGCCGAGUUCAUGGUGGACGCCAUCGGCGAGGUAGUCCAGGGAUCGGCCGUGUCGGAGGCAUUCAUCGGCCUGAUCCUGCUGCCCAUUGUCGGCAACGCGGCUGAGCACACGACGGCCGUCACAGUGGCCAUGAAGAACAAGAUGGACCUGGCCAUCGGCGUGGCCUUAGGCAGCUCCAUCCAGAUCGCCAUCUUCAUCACGCCCCUGGUCGUCAUCCUGGGCUGGAUCAUGGGCAAGAAGAUGUCGCUCUACUUUACGCUCUUCGAGACUGUCAGCAUGUUCGUUAGUGCCUUUAUUGUCAACUUUCUCGUGCUCGACGGCCGCAGCAACUACCUCGAGGGCGCCCUGCUGUGCUCUGCCUACGUCAUCAUAUCCGUCGCCGCCUUCUACUACCCCAACGCUGAGGCCGCGAACCUGCUCGGUGGCGGUGCCGAUGAUGGUAAUGCCACCGUCACCGCCACCGUCACGGCUAUCGCCGCCACGGUGACUGGUAACGUCACCGGUCGCGCCUUUGGCUUUUUUACCUAGGCGACUCUGGAGUUGUUCCAUCCCGAAAAAGAAGUUUCGAUGCUUGGAGUUUGCCAUGGACCGCUCAACUCGAAUCUGCGAUGAUUUUAUUUUUUCUGCUCUUGCCCGGGCUCGGGAAGACCUUUACUUUUGAGGUGCGAAGGCAACUGUCCUGGUCACUUUCCUCGGAUCUUUUCGAAGGACUGCAACAAGUUUGUAAUCAUAUACCGUUCUUGUGUAAUUAUGGGGGGAAAUUGUAGAUAUAAUGGCUCAAAGCUGGUCCGGGUCGGCCAUCUCUGCGAUGGUAUCUAGACACGCCGCCUGUUAUGCGCAAGCAUCUCACAGGAGUCCGCCAGGGAUUAAGAGCUGGGAAUGUCUGGCGCAGUUUGGCAUGAGGGAGGGUGGUGGUGGCCGGGGUUUGUUCUUCUUCGGGCUUUCGAGUUCAGUUUCUGCACGGCUUCCGUUUGUUCGAGCACAUUCCAUUUGGCAAACGUAUAUCCCGCAGACUCACUCGCGUCCGUUAGAUAGACACCACGACACAAAGAAUCGAUGGGAUAUCUACAAGGGUCCACACGUAGUGAGACGUCAGUUACUAUCCCUGACUUUGGCCUUGGUUUCGAUAACCCCCGCCGUUCUGUUAACCUUUAAGCGCCCGCGUGCUUUUAAUUUGUUGCGCGC
Messenger RNA from Gaeumannomyces tritici R3-111a-1, 3245 nucleotides. RefSeq names its product vacuolar calcium ion transporter. Gene Ontology annotation, biological process: intracellular calcium ion homeostasis; calcium ion transmembrane transport. The coding region runs from base 168 to 2588 and encodes 806 amino acids. Gene Ontology annotation, molecular function: calcium:proton antiporter activity. The record is from RefSeq and is a predicted model, not a curated record. Lineage: Eukaryota; Fungi; Ascomycota; Sordariomycetes; Magnaporthales; Magnaporthaceae. The transcript is spliced from 2 exons. Gene Ontology annotation, cellular component: fungal-type vacuole membrane.